Oncorhynchus mykiss (rainbow trout) is the source of this 1222-nucleotide messenger RNA. Its product is annotated as myelin protein P0. Gene Ontology annotation, cellular component: adherens junction. Gene Ontology annotation, biological process: heterophilic cell-cell adhesion; homophilic cell-cell adhesion. Lineage: Eukaryota; Metazoa; Chordata; Actinopteri; Salmoniformes; Salmonidae. The record is from RefSeq and is a predicted model, not a curated record.
CUAUCUGUAGCGGUUUGUUAACCCACAUUAGACUAGUCUUUUCCACCAUCUAUGCUCAGUUCAUGAUUGAUGCUUCAGUUAAUUUACUUUGCAACCAUUUGAGAGUGUUUUGACCGUGUGUAGACCAUAGAUCACACAGAUCACAUUUCUAGCAGGAGUGCUAUGGAAAAAUGCAGACUGUCUGCCUUUUUGCUGCUGGUACACAUUGGCCUCUCUUCAGUAGUGUUGGAAGCUCAGGUCAGUGUUGAACCACAGGUGACAGGGUACCUGGGUAAUGAUGUCACACUGCGUUGUAAGUUGCUCCAGGGCAAUCUCAUUCAGGCUGAGUGGCAGUGGGAGAUAUCAGAUACUGAAAAGUUUACCAUAGCUGUCUUUAGCCCUAAUUUAGGUCAAAACAUUUCUGAGUCACCUCUAAAAGGGAGGUUGGAGUUCGCUGGAGCUUCCACAGGUGAUUCCUCUAUUACUAUAAAAGAUGUGGAGAUGACUGAUGCAGGGAAAUACAUCUGUCUCCUGACAGUCUUCCCUAGUGGCUCAAUUGCGAGGACAACCAUCCUCACUGUACUGAAUCAGAUUCCACCUCCAUCAUCUGGCGAGGUUGUGGGAAUUGUUACCGCAGCCCUCCUGGUAACAGUUGUCGUGACAGCCACAGCUUACCUCAUCAUUGUCAGGAAGAGGCACAAGGCUAUAUUCAACCCCUCUGUCAGCAUUGAUACAAGCAGCCUGGUGGUCAAUGCAGACAGGACAGGAAGAGAAGAGGACCUGGUUUAUUCUGAGAUCGUCAGAUUCAACAUUGACAAGAGGAAAGCACACGACCCAUCUGGAGAAGACCAGAAAGAUGCAGACGUCAAGCCAGCUGAGGAUGUCACCUACUCUGCAGUGGCAGUGGGAAACCAGCAUUCUUUAAGGGAAGACACAGUUUACUCUCAGGUGGUGAGAAAGGACUGGGACAUAGAUGAUGUAUGGAUUGUCUAAGCACAAUAACAGUAAAGGGAUAACCAGACAUCCUUUAUAUUCACAUACAUUUAACUGAAGUUAUCUCUUGUUGGGGAAGUGACCUCCUUAUUAGACAAAGCCAUCUAGAUCCUACAGAAGGGCUAUGUGUGUGAAUACUGAAAAAUUAUUGCCACCAACAGAAUGCUAUAUAUAUCGGGCAUACAACAAUCUCAGCUCUGUAGAUUUUGUUGCGAAGAGACAGAAUCAAUAGAUCAUUUAUUCUGGUAUU